CCGGCCCCUCCUGGUUCUGACCGCUGCUGCCGCGAUCUUCUUCUCUGACCAGGCCCCGCGGACGUGGAGCGAAGAGGCGGCAGCAAAUUGCCCAAAGAUGAAAGUGACCUUAUCUGCCCUUGAUACUUCGGAGUCUUUUUUCAAGCCUUUAGUAAUCUUAGAACUUGCCCGAGAUGUCAAAGAAGAGACCAGGAAAUGGUUGGAGAAAAAAAUUAAUGAUAAAAAGAAAAAUGGAGGUGCCCAGUUGCUAAUUAGGCCCUUGAUUGAGAAGUGUGAAGAACAAACCUUGGAGAGUCAGAAUGUGUAUCUAAUUGGCGCCUCUACAAUCAGGUUGCUGCUCGGAGCAGAAUCGGUAGGGUUGGUGAAGGAAUGCAAUGACAACACCAUGAGAGUGUUCACAUAUGAGAGCAGGAAGAACUUCAAAGGCUUCAGUGAUGACAAUGAUGAUUUCCUCACGAUGUCUGAGUGUCAGUUUAUUAUCAAGCAUGAACUUGAAAAUCUUAGAGCAAGAGAUGAAAAGAUGAUCCCUGGAUACCCCCAGGCCAAACUCUAUCCAGGAAAAUCUAUCCUGCGGAGAUUACUCACUUCCGGCCUCGUGACUCAAUUCUUCCCACUACAUGACAAUGAAGCUCUGAAGAAGCUCGAGAGCAGGUGGUACAACCGAUUCAAGCUGAAGUACCAGCCUUUGGACGACAUCCGCGUGUACUUUGGGGAGACCAUUGCCCUGUACUUUGCCUUCUUGGAGUACUUCACCUUCGCCUUGAUUCCCAUGGCGCUCAUUGGGCUGCCUUACUACGUGUUUGACUGGGAGGACUAUGACAAGUACGUGAUCUUUGCCUCCUUCAACCUGAUCUGGUCCACGGUGAUCCUGGAGGUGUGGAAGCGCGGCUGCGCGCUGAUGACCUACCGCUGGGGGACGCUGCUGAUGAAGCGGCAGUUCGAGGAGCCGCGGCCCGGCUUCCAUGGCGUCCUGGGCGUCAACCCCGUCACCGGCCGGGAAGAGCCACUGUACUCGAGCUUCAAGAGGCAGCUGCGCAUCUACCUGGUCUCCCUGCCCUUUGUCUGCCUCUGCCUCUACUUCUCCCUCUACGUCAUGAUGCUCUACUUUGACCUGGAGGCCUGGGCUCAGGACCUGCACCGCGACAGCAGCGUCCCUGAGCUGACCAACGUGCUGCUCUUCGUGCCCAGCAUCAUCUACGCCAUCGUCAUCGAGAUCAUGAACCGUCUCUACCGCUUCGCUGCCGAGUUCCUGACCUCCUGGGAGAAUCACAGGCUGGAAUCUGCCUAUCAAAAUCACCUCGUCCUCAAGGUGUUGGUGUUCAACUUUCUAAAUUGUUUUGCAUCACUCUUCUACAUUGCCUUUGUGAUGAAAGACAUGAAACUUUUGCGACAGAGCCUGGCUACGCUGCUGAUCACUUCUCAGAUCCUGAACCAAAUCGUAGAAACCCUUCUUCCUUACUGGCUCCAAAGGAAGUACGGCUUGCGGGUGAAGAAGAAAGUGCAGGCUUUAAAAGCAGAUGUGGACGUGACUCUGUACGAACAAAUCGUCCUGGAAAAAGAAAAGGGGACCUACUUGGGCACCUUUGAUGAUUACUUGGAGCUGUUCUUACAGUUUGGAUACGUGAGUCUUUUCUCAUGUGUCUAUCCAUUAGCAGCUGCCUUUGCCGUUCUGAACAACUUUUCUGAAAUUAAUUCAGAUGCCUUAAAAAUGUGCAAGGUCUUCAAGCGGCCCUUUGCAGAGCCUUCAGCAAGUAUCGGUGUCUGGCAGUUGGCUUUUGAGACCAUGAGUGUCAUCUCAGUGGUUACCAACUGUGCCCUGAUUGGAAUGUCUCCACAAUUAAAUGCAGUUUUUCCACAUUCAAAAACGGACCUCAUCUUGAUCGUGGUGGCAGUGGAGCACGCGCUGCUGGCACUAAAGUUCGUCCUGGCCUUCGUCAUCCCCGACAAGCCGCAGGAGAUCCAGGUGAAGCUGGCCAAGCUGGAAUUCGAGUCUUUGGAAGCCCUCAAACAGCAGCACAUUAAACUGGUGGCCGAGUCGCUGAAGGAGGAAGGGAAGGAAGAGGAGAAGAAGUCCCCUUAGGACAGCCCCCGGUCUCCGGGGCAGCGGCCGGUCCGGCCCUCUCAGAACUGAGCGGACCUCCCGGGGCCUGGGCUCUCCUCCGUCCCGAGGGCGGCGGGCCCAGCCUGGCUCCUUGUGGGCCUUCACCAGCGGCUGGCCUCGGACCAGCCUCCCAGCAUCCUCUCCGCCGCCUGGGCAGCAGCCCCAGCUUCAGAGCUCAUGUGGUAGCUGAAGCUGGCCCCCACCAGGCAGGUCUCCCCGCCCCCUCCCCUCCGGUCCCUUGGGGGGAGGGGCCGUCCGGGGCAGCCUGGCCCCUGGGCCGGCCCCAUACCCGCUUCUCCCCUCCCCCCCAACACUUGAUUCUGUAUUAUUCACGCCCCGGGCCUUAGCCUGAUGAUGCCCCUGGGGCCCGCUGGGUGGCCCGGGGCAGGCCGGCUGCCGAGAAGGGGGGGCUCCCCCAAAGCCCCCGAACUGACUCCCUGCCCGGCACGGGUGGGACUUGGAGCCAUUAAAGACAAAGCUGCAUGACGGUUA
Sarcophilus harrisii (Tasmanian devil) is the source of this 2593-nucleotide messenger RNA. RefSeq names its product anoctamin 10 (gene ANO10). The transcript has 13 exons. Bases 98 to 2080 code for a protein of 660 amino acids. The record is from RefSeq and is a predicted model, not a curated record. NCBI's taxonomy places the organism in Eukaryota, Metazoa, Chordata, Mammalia, Dasyuromorphia, Dasyuridae. Gene Ontology annotation, molecular function: chloride channel activity. Gene Ontology annotation, biological process: chloride transmembrane transport. Gene Ontology annotation, cellular component: plasma membrane.